Molecule: messenger RNA, 510 nt
Organism: Prunus armeniaca (apricot)
Lineage: Eukaryota; Viridiplantae; Streptophyta; Magnoliopsida; Rosales; Rosaceae
Source: the annotation of a GenBank genome assembly
AUGUCGUUUAUUCAACGCGCCGUGAAGGUGCCGCCCAACUCGGUGUCUCUGGAAGAAGCCAGGCACCGAGUCUUCGAUUUCUUCAGGGCCGCCUGCAGAUCCAUACCUACCAUCAUGGAUAUCUACAACCUAGACGACGUCGUUGCUCCCUCUCACCUCCGCUCCGUCGUCGCCUCCGAGAUCCGCAAGAACUCCUCCGUCACUAACCCUAAGGUCAUCGAUAUGCUUCUCUUCAAGGCAAUGGAAGAGUUAAAUAACAUCACUGAGCAUGCAAAGCAGCGACACCACAUCAUUGGCCAGUAUGUGGUGGGUCACCAAGGGCUUGUGCAGGAUUCGGGCACCAAGGAUCAGGGGGCCUCUGGUUUUCUCAAAGAUUUUUAUAAGAGCAAUUAUUUUGAAUUUCCGCUGCUCCCUGGAUGUGCUCACAUGAGACUUUGCUUUUGGGGCUUCCUAAAUAAAGGUGUACUUGACAAUGUUUUUUGUAUCUCUCUGUUGGAUGUAGAUUGUUAA